UCUGGAAAAGGGAGAUAUUUUAAUAACUGUUCACGAACCGCCCAACCAGAAAACACAUGCGAUUUCCCCUCAGCCAGACUAACUUGGCAUUCUGAAUACAGGCUCAGAGGGGAGGGGCCGGACCUCUCCAUGCAGGAACUGGAGUCAGAGGCUUCCCUUGCUGCCUGCAGGGAGAGACUAUUAAGAAUGCCUCUCAGUGCCUGGUUUCCUGAGGUAUCUGAGGGUAGCCAGACAGCCUCGAGCAAUCUGAGCACAUCUGACCGGCAUCUCUGCAGGAAUCAGGAUGCAGGCCAAAUACAGCAGCACAAGAGACAUGCUCGAUGACGAUGACACCACCAUAAGCCUGUAUUCUGGAACCUCCACUGUCACCAGACGUGCAGAGCCCAGGCACUCAGAGAAUGGGACUCCCUCUUCAGUUUGGCGCCCAGUGGCCCUGACCCUGCUGACCUUGUGUUUGGUGCUGCUCGUCGGCCUGGCUGCCCUGGGCCUUGUGUUUUUUCAGUUCUACCAGCUCUCCAACACCCAGCAAGACAGCAUCAUUGAAAAGGAUGAGAAGCUGGGGAACAUGUCGCGACAACUACAGUCUCUUCAAACCCAGAACAAAAAACUCAUCCAAACUCUGCAGCAGGUAGCUGUAAAACUGUGUCGUGAACUUUACAACAAAAGUGGAGGACAUAGAUGCAGUCCUUGCCCAGAAAAAUGGAAGUGGCAUGGGGACAAAUGCUACCGGUUCUAUAAAGAAAGUAAAAGCUGGCAGAGCUGUGACUACUUCUGCCUGGCUGACAAUGCCACCAUGCUGAAGAUAAGCACGCAGGAAGAGCUGGAUUUUGCCAUGCCCCAGAGCUACUCUGAGUUUUUCUACUCUUAUUGGACAGGGCUCUCCCGUAAUGGCAGUGGCAAAGCCUGGCUGUGGACAGAUGGGACAUCUUACUCCUUUGAGCUGUUUGAGAUUAUAAUAGAUCCCACCAACCUAAGAAACAGGGACUGUAUGACCAUCUUCAAUGGAAAGGCUUACUCUAAGGACUGCAAAGAGCUGAGGAGGUGUGCCUGUGAGAGGGUGGCAGGGAGAGUGGUACCCGAGGAGCUCCAGUGACAUGAAGCAUUGGAUGGAGGGGCCGACAGGUCAGCUUCAAACACCAGCAAAAGGACUGUCCAGUGAGGCCAACGUGAAGGACAUCCAAAGCUUUGGGAAACAGAGGAGCAGCUGCUGAGGCUGGUAUGUGAGAGGUUUUCCUGGUUCCAGCUCAGCAUCAUCCAGGCCUGGGCUUUAGUUCUUGCACACAUUUUCCAGACACAAAGAGUCUUGCUCAUGAACCACCAACUAGCCCCAGGAACCUAUAGAGUUGUCGCCCUUGACUUACAGAAGACUUUCAGCAUUCUCCCUUCUCAAGGUCUCUUAUCAGCCUCUGUCUCAUGUCUCUUGGAAAAGUGAGAAAGAUAAGAAAAUAGAAGAGUUGUUACAAAGCCACAAACUGGGUGUGCUUGUGUUUUCAAAAGUAUUGGUGCCUUUAGAGUCACUGCACUUGAAAGGAGGAGGAAGACAUGAGAAGUUCAAGGCCAGCCUCAGCUACAUAGUUGGAGGCCAUCCUAGGCUGCAGGAGCAUGUCUUCUCAAGUGACAGAAAGAAGGAACAAAAAAAAAGAGAGAAAGAAAGAUUGGAAGAAUGAAAGAAGAAAUGUGAAAAAGCAAAGUGAUAAGACAGAACAGAAGAAAAAAACAUGACAUCCUUUAUCCUAGCAGGUGUCUAAGAGAAACUAGCAGAAGUCUCCACCCCUCUGCUGCUCUACACAGAGCCAAUUCUUUUUGUGUCCAGUUCACACCUGGCCUUUCCUAGGCUCUCAAAAGUGACUUCACCUGCUGUGUCUGUGGCCAGCUUUCCAGCUGAUAUGGUUCUCACUAUGUCAACCACCACUCCAUCAAUUGUGUCUUUCCCCUAAUUAUGUCUCCUAGGAAAGACACCGUCUCUAUUCUGAUCUAAGUUGGAAUUUACGUUCCUGUACUCCCAAAGAGACUGAAGCCUAGAAAAAAACAAUGACAAAAAAACCCCAAAUGAACAAAAAACAAGUAACAACAAAACCAAAAACAAUCUCUAUAUGCACAAAUAAUAGAUUUCUUCUUCUAUCAUGUUUGAACAAUGUUUCUGCCUUUCAGGUACUGAAUGUUUAAUAAUAAUAAGUGUAAAUAAUGUGAAAUGGGUGAGGUUAUAGAAUGGAUUUGUGAUUUGGGGAAGGGGAUCAACAAGUGAAUCCUUUUCACAAUAUGGAAACAAUCACUCCUUGACUACUUGUGCAUUAACAACUGGUGGAGCCACUAUAAAGACAUUGUUUAUGAGAUUACUUGAGUAUAAGGAAGUCUUCAAAGCGUAUUGUCUUCAAGGGGAUGGCUGUAUAAUAUUCCUAAAGUGAAAUGUCUGAGGCAAAAUCAUGACAUCUAGGUUGGUUUGUUGACUAACUGAGGUGUGGGAGAGGCAUGAUUUCCAAACAGACGUGGGAGGAAAAAGAGAAGCUGUGACAUCUGUACAACCAGACUCUUGACUAGACAUGAAUUUCUCUGGGUGGUGACAAUCAAAGCCACAACAGGGUCUUUGUGAAUAGUGCCAUGCCAACUGAUUUCAUUGGUGGUAGCAGCAAUAGCUUUCACACUCUAAAUUUUCAAUAGUCAAAAUUGGGAAACAUCUAUUUCAUGGUGAAAUUACAAUUAAAGUAGCACUUUGUUAUGAAAAAUAAUUCUGUAUUUAAUUUCAUAAGAUUUAAUCUUAUGACUGUCAUUUAUCUAACCAUUACUGUGAGGCUACUUGAGUUUUCUUUUAGAUUUCUUUCAUGUUAGCUAGGGGAGUUCCUCAAUAUUGAAUUCUAAGCAGGUUUACUGGGUCAAGCAAACAGAAGUGUGUAUUUGUGGUUUUAGAACUUGAGGGAUUUAGGUCUUUCUUGUUUUGGUUUGUUUAUUGAGCCAAUCACACCAUGCCAUGUAGCUUAUGAAAAAGUGGGGAUACUUAUAAUUUACCUAUGAUGUUCCUUACAAUGAAGUGUGAAGUUAGUCUCAUAAUGUAGCUCGUAAUAUAAAAAUGUGUUGGAAAUUAAGAAAAUCUUCUAAAGGGUUUAGUGAUUCUUUAAAUGUAGUGGAACACAAAUGCAGCAUUUGUAUUCAUUAAAGAGGAAAAGUAUUCUCAAA
Messenger RNA from Grammomys surdaster, 3171 nucleotides. RefSeq names its product C-type lectin domain family 1 member A (gene Clec1a). The record is from RefSeq and is a predicted model, not a curated record. The transcript has 6 exons. The coding region runs from base 284 to 1093 and encodes 269 amino acids. Lineage: Eukaryota; Metazoa; Chordata; Mammalia; Rodentia; Muridae.